Messenger RNA from Didymosphaeria variabile, 1992 nucleotides. Its product is annotated as beta-glucan synthesis-associated protein. The transcript is spliced from 4 exons. Gene Ontology annotation, cellular component: plasma membrane; endoplasmic reticulum membrane. Gene Ontology annotation, molecular function: glucosidase activity. The coding region runs from base 1 to 1992 and encodes 663 amino acids. Lineage: Eukaryota; Fungi; Ascomycota; Dothideomycetes; Pleosporales; Didymosphaeriaceae. The record is from RefSeq and is a predicted model, not a curated record. Gene Ontology annotation, biological process: fungal-type cell wall organization; (1->6)-beta-D-glucan biosynthetic process.
AUGGCAUCGCCGCUAUCGCCGCGGGACAACCCGCACAUCCGCCUCAACUCGGGCACCUCCGACAUCCUCGACGAGUCACCAGCACAGCGACCGACCACCGCUCGCCAGAACUCUGCCCGCUCGUUAACGCAGUCCAUCCGCCCUGGAACUGCCCCGUCUCCUGCAAGCCCCGGCCUGCGAUCACCGUCAGUACCCUCGCUGUACAAGAACGAUGCUGUGGCGGCUUCUGCGGAGCAUCUCUUGCCGCCAAAGAAGUCAAGAACGCGCGCCUUCCGUGACGAAUCACCUGCCCCGGCCGUGUCGCGGAGAUCGAGUUGGGAUUCUGAUUCAGUGACCAGUCGCGACUCAAGAUACGGCCCGUUUGCCUCGCCCUUCGACGAUUCGAGAGCGCCGUCGCGGGCGGGAAGCGAAGAGGAUCUGAACACGCAGACUGUGUCGGAGAAGUUCAACAUAACCCCUUCCGCAGGGCUGCUAUUGUUCCCCGAGGACGUAGAAAAGGACGACUGGCUGCACAACCCGGAUCCGAACGAGAAGAACGAGCGAGAUUGCGACGUGUUUACGAAGAGAGGUCUCGUGAACGUGGGCGCACUGGUGAUCCUUACCGUAGGAUUGCUUGUAUUGUUCAUCGGAUAUCCUAUACUGACCUUCGUGCACAACAUAACUGCGCCUAGCAAGACGCCUUGUUCGAAUAACCCACUCUGUAUUGCCGGAAAAGAACACGAACCGUUACUAAAGAACAUUCGCACAGGUCUCAUUGACCCUGAUACUCCUGAAGAAUACAAGACGAGGAAAUCACACAACGGCAAAACUCAGAAGCUAGUAUUCUCAGACGAGUUCAAUGAUGAAGGUCGUACCUUCUACGAUGGUGACGAUCCCUUUUUCCAAGCCGUCGACAUCUGGUAUGGCGCGACGCAGGAUUUGGAGUGGUACGAACCGGACGCAGUCUCUACCGGCAAUGGCACGCUCAAUCUCGAAUUUACCGACUUCGCGAAUCAUGGUCUCAACUACCGCUCCGGCAUGAUUCAAUCGUGGAACAAGCUCUGCUACAAGGGAGGUCACCUGGAAGCCAGUAUCUCGCUGGCUGGCAGUGGCGAGAUCUCUGGUUUCUGGCCUGGUUUCUGGACAAUGGGUAAUCUUGCGCGUCCUGGAUACCUUGGUACGACCGAAGGUCUCUGGCCCUACAGUUACCAUGACGAGUGUGACGUCGGUAUUACGCCCAACCAGAGUUCAUACGAUGGUCUGAGCUACCUUCCCGGAAUGCGACUACCCGCAUGUACCUGCAGUGGGGAGGACCAUCCCAACCCUGGCAAAUCUCGAAGCGCUCCCGAAAUCGAUGCUCUGGAAGGUUCAGUCGUCUUCCUUGGCCCUGGUCAGACAAAUCCUGUUGGUUCAGUAUCUCAGUCUCUCCAGAUCGCACCCUUCGACAUCUGGUACCAGCCAGACUAUGACUUUGUCGAGGUCUAUGACCAGCGCGUUACGGAAAUGAAUGCUUACAAAGGUGGUCCUUUCCAAGAAGCUUUCUCAGGUCUCUCGAACCUCAACAAUGACUGGUACGACGGCAAAGCAUACCAGAAAUACGCGUUCGAGUACACAACCGGCGAUGAUGGUUUCAUUACAUGGUACGUUGGCGACUCGCCAACUUGGAGCUUGUACGCCAACUCCAUCGGACCGAACGGCAACAUUGGUGCGCGCAAGAUCCCUGAGGAGCCCAUGUCGGUUAUUGCCAACUUGGGUAUGUCCAACUCAUUCGCCGCCAUCAAUCUCGAGGAUCUACAGAAGUUCUUCCCUGCUACUAUGCGUAUCGACUACAUUCGUAUCUAUCAGGAUCCGGAUGAUGAUAACCAGGUUCUCACCUGUGACCCUCCGGACUACCCUACUACGCAAUACAUCAGGAAGCACCCGGAGCCCUACGCCAAUCCGAAUCUAACGGACUGGAAGGGAACCAAGUACGACUGGCCCAAGAACUCGUUCAUGAACGAUUGCAAGAGCUGA